Messenger RNA from Plectropomus leopardus (leopard coralgrouper), 588 nucleotides. RefSeq names its product apolipoprotein Db (gene apodb). Gene Ontology annotation, molecular function: lipid binding. Gene Ontology annotation, cellular component: cytoplasm. NCBI's taxonomy places the organism in Eukaryota, Metazoa, Chordata, Actinopteri, Perciformes, Serranidae. Gene Ontology annotation, biological process: brain development; tissue regeneration; lipid metabolic process. The record is from RefSeq and is a predicted model, not a curated record.
AUGAGCUUCUUUAAUCUUCCCUCCUUUUCUGAAGAAACAAUGUCCACAGUCUACCUCCUCCUGCUGCUCCCUCUGGUGUCAGCACAGACCUAUCACUGGGGUCCCUGUCCUACUCCCAAGGUGCAGCCAAACUUCAACCUUCAACAGUAUCUGGGCAGGUGGUAUGAGAUUGAGAAGCUCCCUGCUUCCUUUGAAAGAGGAAAGUGUAUCGAGGCCAACUACGCCGUAAGAAAAGACGGUACAAUUCGUGUGCUGAACUCUCAGUUCUAUAAAGACAAGGUGAGGACAGCAGAAGGGACAGCAGUGAUUCCAGACCUGAGAGAAUCUGCCAAACUUGGAGUCAGCUUCUCAUAUUUUACUCCCUACAGCCCUUACUGGAUUCUAACCACUGACUACACCAGCCUAUCUGUUGUAUACUCCUGCGUAAACAUCCUCUAUAUUUUCCACAUCGACUACGCUUGGAUCCUCGGCCGGUCGCGCUUCUUGCCUGAUGAGACCGUGAGUUACGCCAAAGAGCUGAUGAUCAACGAAGGGAUCGACCUGUUUCGGAUGAAGCCCACAGAUCAGACGGGCUGCAAGGAUAACUAG